GAUUCCACGUAAUAGAACCAAAUAUAUAUACCAUGUCUAAUUCAAGUCUGGAAGAUAUCCCGGUUGAAGUUCAACCAGUUGAAAAUAAGAAGGAAUCGAAAAAAGAAAAGAAAUUAAGAAAACAAGAAAAGAAGAACAAGAAACUGAAAAAGACUGAUGAAGUAGAGCAAUCGGAAGAAGAACAAGAAGAUGAACAAGAAGAUGAUGAACAAGAAGCAAAUGACGAUGAAAUAGAGAUUGAUUUGACUGCUUCUGUUCCUUUAUCCAAGAAACAGCAGCGUCUUUUAAAGAAAGGUAAAUUAGAUUUGGAUAAACUUGCAAAGAAACACCCAAUACCUAAGGCUGCUGAUGCUGAACCAGAAAAGCCCAGCAAAUCUGAAUUUGGGGUAUGGAUAGGUAAUCUUUCGUUCGAUACAUCCAGAGAAGAUAUUAUCCGUUUCAUAGUUGGGAAGACUUCGCAGCUAGAGGACGAGUCGUUACCUAAGGUCGUAGAAGAAGAUAUCACCAGAGUUAAUAUUCCUAAGAAAGAUGGUAAUAAAAUCAAGGGGUUCGCUUAUGUUGAUGUUCCUUCAUUAGCUCAUGUCAACUCAAUAGUUGCAUUAAGUGAAUCCGUACUUAACGGACGUAAAUUAUUAAUCAAGAAUGCCAACUCCUUCGAAGGUAGACCAGCUGCUAGUCCAACAAGUGCCCUUUCCAAGAAUCCACCAAGCAGAAUUUUAUUUGUGGGUAAUUUAUCGUUUGAUACCACCGAAGAUAACUUGCAAGAACACUUUAGACAUUGUGGUGAUAUAGUCAGAAUUAGAAUGGCUACAUUUGAAGAUACUGGCAAGUGUAAGGGUUUUGCCUUUAUUGAUUUCAAAGAUGAAGAAGGACCUACAACUGCCUUGAAAUCCAAAUUAGCAAAGAUGUUAAUCAAUAGAAAAUUAAGAUUAGAAUAUGGUGAAGAUAGAUCAAAGAGGAACCCACAUAUGAGGGCCCGUGCUAAUGAUGAAGUUAUAGAAGGCGAAGUUCCCGAAGAAAAGCAUGUUCCUGUAGAACGUGUUGAACGUCGUCCAAGAACUGAAGAGCCAGCUCCAAGAAAGAGAGUAUUCAAAGAAAGAAGACAACCUGACUCUAACAACAAGAGACAAAAGUCUUCUGUGGCAUUGGCAACUGCUCAAAGAGCUAGUGCUGCUAUUGUUCCUUCUACUGGUAAAAAGAUUACAUUUGAUUGAUUUGUAGUAUAAAGUAUAUUCAAUAAAACAUAUAAAAUUAUAAAAAAUGAGUGAAAUAACG
This is a messenger RNA of Spathaspora passalidarum NRRL Y-27907, 1275 nucleotides long. RefSeq names its product Nop13p (gene NOP13). NCBI's taxonomy places the organism in Eukaryota, Fungi, Ascomycota, Pichiomycetes, Serinales, Debaryomycetaceae. The transcript has a single exon. Gene Ontology annotation, molecular function: RNA binding. The record is from RefSeq and is a predicted model, not a curated record. The coding region runs from base 33 to 1214 and encodes 393 amino acids.